Molecule: messenger RNA, 1573 nt
Organism: Penicillium brasilianum
Lineage: Eukaryota; Fungi; Ascomycota; Eurotiomycetes; Eurotiales; Aspergillaceae
Source: the annotation of a GenBank genome assembly
AUCGGCUGGGGCGGGAACCAUGAGGAUGUGUGGACGAGCCCAGCCAAACGACCCAAUCUCAUCGUCGCCGUCGUCGUGAGUGGGGCCGAUGAUGCUUGACAGAAAAAGCUGGCGUGUUUAAAACGUUGCCAGCCUGCCCUUCAUGGUGGAAAGUUGCGGCUGAAGAAGCUGGGAGACAGAGCGAGUUUAUAUUAUUUUGUCGUCCUUCUCGUCCGUGGCUCCUACUGUUCGAUCAAGAGACCUCCAGCAGGAGAAGCCUCUUAUAUCGGUCGCGCAACGAUGCGCAUUACUUUUCGCGUAUUAAUCGCUGUCGCCUUGGUCGUCACUAUCCUGCUAGUCAAGAAUCAUUUGGAUUCUCUCGAACCACAAUGGCAAGUCGAUCGCGGCGCUGACCUUGCGCCGGAGUUCGUGCUGGAUAGCGCAGGCGCACAUAUCGAGCUGGUCUCGGCAAAUCCCACACCACUUUCACCAACGCACUCUUCACAUUCUUCACAAGCGUCAUACUCUCCUUCGCCGAUUACACCGCAAUCAAAUCCUGCGCCGCCGUCAAAAACAUGGCCCGAGCCGACGAAGGUGCCCGUGACGCCGACCAAGUUUGAUCCGAAAUCAAUCCCGGUGGAUGUGCCGGGCGCGUAUGAUGAUAUUUGGCAAUAUCCGUUCUGGAUGGAUAGAGAUGAUAACAAGGGAAUGAUUCAUAAUCUGAAUGUGAAGCCCAAGCCCAAGCCCAAGCCCAAGUCGACUCCCAAACCCAAGGUCUCGCCGUAUCCCGAUCGCAUUGUCGUCUUGGGUCGUAUGUCGUGGGAGAACUCGGAUUGGUUGGAGGAGGAGUUGCCCGAAUGGCAACAUGCUGUCUACGUGGUCGACGAGCCCGACUCGGAACAUACCGUUCAAAUGAACAAGGGCAAAGAAUCCAACAUUUACCUCCAGUAUAUUAUCGACCACUACCACAAACUCCCCGAAUAUAUGGUCUUCCUACACGCCCAUCGCACGUCCUCCCAUGUCGAAUUCUGGGAGCAGGAUAACGCCUUGACCAUCAAACGCCUCCAAUUGAAUUACCUGAAGAAGGUCGGCUAUGUCAAUCUUCGCUGCGGUUGGUACCCAGGCUGCCCGGAUGAAGUCCAUCCAUUCCGCCAGUUGGAAGGGCGCACGACGGAAAUCGCCUUCGCAGGCGCCUGGAUCCGUAUCUUCAAUAAUACGGAUAUUCCCGAGGUAGUGGCUACCCCGUGCUGUGCACAAUUUGCCGUGACCAGGGCACAGGUUCAUGCUCGGCCUUUGAGUGACUACCAGUCUUUUCAUCGCUGGCUGAUGGAGACUGAGUUGGAUGACGAGACGAGUGGUCGUGUGUUUGAAUAUUUGUGGCAUAUUAUCUUCGGGCAGGAUCCCGUCUUUUGUCCCUCAAAACAAAUGUGUUAUGAAAAUGUAUAUGGAAUGGAGUGGGACUCUGCCUACGAGGAUGUUUUGGAGGACUGGGAUGGUGAUGAUUUUUGGUUCGCACGAUGAGUGAUCUGUGUAUAGACUGUGAUAGAAAACUCGCUCUGCAUAGCAUUAAUGCAUCUCGAGACGAAUAGAUACG